This is a messenger RNA of Orbilia oligospora ATCC 24927, 1764 nucleotides long. RefSeq lists its product as uncharacterized. Gene Ontology annotation, cellular component: membrane. NCBI's taxonomy places the organism in Eukaryota, Fungi, Ascomycota, Orbiliomycetes, Orbiliales, Orbiliaceae. Gene Ontology annotation, molecular function: cadmium ion transmembrane transporter activity; manganese ion transmembrane transporter activity. The transcript is spliced from 3 exons. Gene Ontology annotation, biological process: iron ion transport; intracellular manganese ion homeostasis. The record is from RefSeq and is a predicted model, not a curated record. Bases 1 to 1764 code for a protein of 587 amino acids.
AUGAACCGCCGUAAUGAUGCCAGUCGUGGCGGUAUCAAUACGUUCAACAACUCUGCUGGAGGCGACGGUGUGGUUGAGUCCCUGGACAGCGACGAUGUCCAAAUCACCGCUGUAGGGGGUGGUGGGGAGGGGGGCGUUUCCGGCUCACCCCGAGCUGGAAACGUGGAUGAGAAGAGUGGCUUGCAUGAUGUUGUUGAAGUUGUUGAAGACGAGAAGGGGAAACUAGGAGGCGAGAAGAGAACUGAAAAGCCAAAAAAGAAGGUCUACUUCUUCGCCAGUGCUGGAAGGCGUGAGCCUCCGGUCGGUGGAGCUGGCCCUGGAGAUACCUUUUGGAAGAAAGCACUCUCUAUGGCCCUUAAGUAUGCCAAGUUCAUGGGUCCGGGAUUCAUGAUCUCUGUGUCUUAUAUGGAUCCUGGUAACUACGCUACCGAUGUUGCUGCUGGUGCUGCCUUCAGAUUCUCACAUUUGUUUGUCAUCCUCCUUGCAAAUAUUCUCGCUAUCUUCCUCCAAUCGCUCUGUGUCAAACUUGGUAGUGUCACCGGUGUCGAUUUGGCUGAGAACUGCAAGAGAAGUUUCCCACGAUGGCUCUGCUGGACACUUUAUUUCUUCGCCGAGGCUGCGAUCAUCGCAACCGAUAUGGCCGAAGUUAUCGGUUCCGCGAUCGCAUUAAAUAUCCUUCUUAAAGUUCCGCUUGUAGCUGGUUGCGCUAUCACUAUUCUUGACACUUUCAUCGUCUUAUGGUUCUAUAAUGCCGAUGGUCCCGUCAAGCACAUUCGCUGGUUCGAGUUCUUCGUUGCCCUCCUGGUUUUCGGAGUCGUCAUAUGUUUUGCUAUCGAGCUAGCACAUAUUGAAGACACUCCGGUCGGUGAAGUUUUCAGAGGUUACCUUCCUUCGAAGGCCGUAGCUUCAGGAAACGGGUUGUACCUCUCUUGCGGUAUACUUGGCGCCACGGUGAUGCCUCAUUCGCUCUUCUUGGGCAGCGGUAUCGUUCAAGCCCGUAUGAAGGAGUACGAUAACUGGCAUGGCAAUGAAAGUACCGCUACUGUCGCUACUGAAGACACGGCCAUUACCAUUGAACGCAAGUACAAGCCUACUUUGGAGGCCAUUAGAUACACCAUGCCUUUUUGUAUCACCGACAUGGCGGUCUCACUAUUUACUUGUGCCCUUUUUGCAAACUCUGCAAUCCUUAUUGUCUCCGCUGCUACCCUUUCUAACACUCCAGAAGCCCAAGACGCUGACUUGUUCAGUAUCUAUGAGCUUUUGGUUGAGAACCUUGGCAAAGCCGCCGGUAUCCUCUUUGCCGUUGCUCUCCUUUUCUCGGGAGAAUCUGCAGGAAUAGUGGUUACGCUUGCUGGUCAAAUGAUCUCUGAAGGAUUUCUCAACUGGCGGAUGAGACCAUGGCUUCGUCGUCUCAUCACACGUGCUAUCGCCAUCCUGCCGUCCAUAGUUGUGGCCGGAGCGGUUGGGCGAAGGGGCUUAGCAGAGGUUUUGAAUGCCAGUCAGGUCACCCUUAGCAUUAUCCUCCCCUUUGUGACUGCACCAUUGAUUUGGUUGACAUGUCGGGCAAAGUAUAUGCAAGUGGAGGAUCCUAAUGGCGAAGUUAUUACCAACGAUCAAACCGGGGCCGAAGACGGGGCAGUGAGAAGACGUUCUGUGGAUAUGAGCAACAACUGGUUCACUUGUGCAUUCGCGGUUGUAGUCUGGGGCUUCAUUGCUGGUUUGAAUGUGUAUUUGAUCAUAACCUUGGCGAUGGGUAAUGCUUAA